Molecule: messenger RNA, 5497 nt
Organism: Colossoma macropomum (tambaqui)
Lineage: Eukaryota; Metazoa; Chordata; Actinopteri; Characiformes; Serrasalmidae
Gene: anks1aa
Product: ankyrin repeat and SAM domain-containing protein 1A
Exons: 28
Coding region: 222-3665 (1147 amino acids)
Cellular component (GO): cytosol
Molecular function (GO): protein binding
Source: RefSeq, a predicted model, not a curated record
UUCCGGAAUACGGGCGGAGAGUAAUUUCAGCUCGGUGGCGCUGCUGGGAGGAAAGUUUUCCCGGGCGGGAUUGGGAAUACCGAAGGAGGAAGGAGGAAGCAGGGAGGAGGUCCAGCUUUGGGAGAUAUUUUGGUGUUUGUUUAGCGCCUCGGCUCGUGUCUGGAGGCCGGCGGAGGGCUGCUGUGUGCCGGGCGGGUCUCUCUCUCUCUCUCUCGGUGGAGAUGGGGAAGGAGCAGGAGCUGCUGGAGGCGGCGCGCACGGGGAAUCUGGCCGCCGUAGAGAAGCUCCUAGGCGGGAAGCGGCAGUCCGCUGGAGCCGCUGGAGCUGGAGGAGGAUCCGGAAACGCUGGAGGUGGAAGCGGCCAUGGGUCAUCCUCACACCCGCUCUCCAGCCUGCUCAGUAUCUGGAGGAUUCCUAAUGUGAACUGUGUGGACAGUAAUGGAUACACUCCUCUACAUCACGCUGCUCUGAACGGACACAGUGAGGUGGUGGAACUGCUGUUGAGGAAUGAAGCUUCAACUAACGUAGCUGACAGUAAGGGCUGUUAUCCGCUGCACCUGGCCGCGUGGAAGGGUGACCAGCGCAUCGUCCGGCUGCUCAUUCACCAGGGUCCAUCACACCCCAAACUCAACGAACAGACUUCUCUCGACCUCAGAGAUUUCAAACGCUGUGGCCCGUUUGACCCAUAUAUUAAUGCCAAGAACAAUGAUAACGAGACUCCGCUGCACUGCGCCGCUCAGUACGGUCACUCCGAGGUGGUGCGGCUGCUACUAGAGGAGCUGACCGACCCCACCAUGAGGAAUAACCGGUUCGAGACUCCACUGGAUCUGGCUGCUUUGUAUGGCCGGCUGGAGGUGGUGAAGCUGCUGCUGUGUGCUCACCCCAACCUGCUCAGCUGUAACACGCGCAAACACACGCCGCUGCACCUGGCCUCGCGAAACGGCCACCUGCCCGUGGUGGAGGUGCUGCUGACCUCCGGCAUGGACAUCAACUACCAGACGGAGAAGGGCAGCGCUCUCCAUGAAGCUGCUCUGUUUGGAAAGACUGAUGUGGUCCAGAAACUGCUCAGUGCAGGUAUUGAUGUGAACAUUGUGGACAGUAAGAAUCUGACUGCGCUGGACAUCGUUAGAGAAAUGCCCUCUCAGAAAAGCAGACAGAUCGCAGCUCUCAUACAGGUCCAUAUGAGCGGUCAUCCUCCUGAUCAGGCCCUGCCCCCUCCUCCACCACCCCCACCCCAGGAGAAGCUCAGCCCCCGGAAAAAAGGAGACGUGGAGCAGCAGGUGAACGAUCUGAUGUCCGGGAUGGAGGAAAGUCCGUACGAAGCUCUGUUUGAAGCCUCCUCCUGCCACUCGCUGGACAGUCUGACCAGCGGGAGAUCUUCUGACCGUGAUUCCGGGCGGCCGGACAGCGACACAGGCAGGUUUUUUCCUAAAGACCGUGCUCCUCCUCCUCCCUCUCAGCUCGGACCAGGACAGGAGGAAGAGCUCAGCUCUGAGGCUGUGUAUACCAGCAGUAGUGUGGAUGAGCGGUUGGAGGAGGAUGAUGAUGAUCACCCCUAUGAAACCCUACACACCGCACGCACCAAACACCCCAACACCGACACACACACCCACACAGAUAAAGACAUCUCUGCCAAGUCUUCCAACAGUCUCCUACCUCAGCAGCGGAAGCCCAUUGCACCAACUGACCUUCGACCUCCAGGCUCAAACACACACUCGCUGAAGCCCCCUGGACCGCCUGCAGGUGCUGGCCGACCCUCCGCAGAGAAUUCCGCAGAUCUGAGCGCAAGCGUUCCAGAGCAGUUCACUGGACUACUCCACGGAUCUUCUCCUGUGGUGGACAGCCGUGGAGGGGAAGAAGCGUUCCGGCUGAAGUCCAGCCAAAGCUCCGGCACUUUGACCUCUGCGACCUCCUCUGCCCCCCCUCCCGCAUCCAUGGCAGCCAUCCUCACGGAUCCCGACCCCAAAGCGAUCUACGCCACCGUAAACAAAGAGCCACGGGACUCUCCCUCCCGAGCGUCACCAUCAGCCGGGCGGACGCGUCCGGGCGACCUGAAGUUGGCCCGCAGCCUGUCCAAAUCCGACUCUGACUUGCUGGUGUCUCCGCCCAGCGAGGAGGAGGCGGGACUAGGUGGCCGCAGCGAAUCCGUGUCCAACUGCAGCGCCACCAAGAGGAGGCUGGAGAAAUCGCCCUCCUUCACGUCGGAAUGGGACGAGCAGAGAAAGACCUGUAUCUCCAUCGGUCCCCGGAGACCCCAGUCUGCUCACAGCAUUGAGAAGAUCAUGACGUUAAUAGGAGCUGGCAUCGACUUCUCCAAAGAUCAGGAGAGCAGUGCAUCAGGUGGGGUCAGCCGGCUGUUGGACCAGCCUGUGGGUGAUUGGCUGGAGCAUGUGGGCCUGCCGCAGUACGAGAGCAAACUGCUGCUGAACGGCUUCGAUGACCUGCGCUUCAUGGGCAGUAAUGUGAUGGAGGAGCAGGAUCUGAGGGAGAUCGGGAUUACGGACGCGUCCCACAGGAGGAAACUACUCAGCGCUGCUCGAACUCUACCAAAGGUAAAAGCUCUGGGCUGUGACGGCAGUACGUCUCUCUCUUCCUGGCUUGACUCGUUGGGUCUGACUGAGUAUCUGCACAACUUCCUCACCAGUGGAUACCGCACGCUGGAGUGUGUGAAGAACUUGUGGGAGCUGGAGAUCGUCAAUGUGCUGAAGAUCACCCUGCUGGGUCACAGAAAGAGGAUCAUCGCGUCGUUAGCCGAGCGGCCGUAUGAGGAGCCUCCAGUAAAGCCGCCGCGUCUCUCUCAAAUCAGAUGUCCUGAGCUGAUGUCCCAGUCAUCCUCGCCCCUCAGUCACUCUGACCUCUACACUCACCGCUCCAUGGACCCUCUACUACCUGCAGGAGAUUCUGGGAGGAGAAAAGGCGGAGACUCAGAGUACGACCUGGCAAUCAAACCUAGACCACAGGAGAAGUAUGAAGAACGUCCUCCUGAGUCGCGGUUGACUUUACGCCCCCCGAGCCUGGCAGCCCCCUACGCCCCUGUACAGAACUGGCACCACCAGCCCGAAAAACUCAUCUUCGAGUCCUGCGGCUACGAGGCAAACUAUUUGGGCUCUAUGCUGAUUAAAGAUCUGAGAGGAACCGAGUCUACGCAGGAUGCCUGUGCUAAGAUGAGGAGGUCUACAGAGCAAAUGAGGAAAGUCCCCACCAUCGUUCUCUCCAUCACGUAUAAAGGGGUGAAAUUCAUCGAUGCUGCCAAUAAGAACAUCAUUGCGGAACAUGAGAUCAGGAACAUUUCGUGUGCGGCUCAGGACCCAGAGGACCUGUGCACUUUCGCCUACAUCACUAAAGACCUGCAGACCAGCCACCAUUACUGUCAUGUGUUUAGCACUGUGGACGUGAAUCUGACCUAUGAGAUCAUCCUGACGUUGGGCCAGGCAUUUGAAGUGGCCUAUCAGCUCGCUCUGCAGGCUCAGAGGAACAAGCAGCAGCAGAGCUCCGCGGGGUCAGAGGUCAUUGACACCAAGAGCAGCAGACCUGUUCCUAAACCGCGUGGGAGUGUCCGCAAAUCAGGAGUGGACUCCGUAAACGUGGAUGAAGCUCCGUCUCAGAGCGGUGCCGCCUGGCUGCUGGACCCCAAAGACCCCAAACGCACCGUCAGCACCAACUGACCACCAAACCCCCCCCACGGGACCGGUAGCACGGCUAGGACUGUUCACAUAAUUCACUACCAGGUUUAGUGUGUGUCCUCCAUCCACCACCCCACUGUGUCCACUAACAGUGUUAAUCUGGACCAGCAGCUGAGCCGAGUGACCUCGAUUUCCUACACUGGAGAGCAGCAGCACUGUCCUAAUGACCACACCCACACUGUUCGUUAUCUUUACUAAGAUUUAGUCCAGCUGGGGACAAUAAUGUGAAUUUAACUUCUAUUAUUAGCCAAUCAGGAAACAUCUAGAGGCCAGUUGCGUCCAUCACACAAACACUGUUCCCCAUCGUUUGUUUGUUUGCUUUUGUUGUGCAGUGGGGUCCGAAAGUCAGAAAGCAUGAGCGGAAAAGCUUUGCAUUAGCAUUUUUUUCUAAUUUUAUGCAGUUUUACAUCAAAAUUAUUUGCAUAGCAAAAAAAGAAACUUUGAAAUAUUUUAAGGUAAACGUUUGUGACGAGCAGAUUCUCAACAAGUUAAAAGAUCUGAACAUAGUUGAUCUCAGUAUUUCCUCUUAUAUCUCCUCUGUUUCAAAUUUCUACAAAUUUCAGUUGUUUAUUUCCAGUUUUAAAUGAAAAAAUCCCCCUUUCUCACAGGGCUCAGAGACUUUCAGACCCCACUUGUAUGUUUUACCUCAUCCAUCAUCUCUCCAAGUUUCAGUUUUUGUUGAAAAUGUUUACUGAAGUGAAACAUUUCAGUCUCAGAUCUGCAGAAACUGUUCUGUAAGUCCUCACCGAGCCGGAUCUCGUGACACGGUACGAUACUCAGACUGUUUUGUUGUUUAUUUUUAGCGUGAAAUCCUGAGCGGUACGUUCAGAGCUCCUUCUGCUCCUCUUAGUAACUCUAUUAUUGUAAACUGUGAUUCUGGAUCAGAUGAACUUGGAGAUAAAGCAACACUAGAAACCUUCUGUUGAAAGAUUGUUACUUUACCCGAAUUGCUCGAUCAGUAAUGCUAACAUUGCAAAUAAUGAAUGACAGCGAAUCAGCUUUAAGAAAAUGCGACUGGCUGAUGUUUGUUAUCUGCAAAGUUUGUAUUUAUUUAAAAGCUGAAAUCCGAAUAUCUGGGUUGUUUGAAGAAGUUGGUUAAUAAUAAUAACAAUAAUAAUAAAAAUAAGUUAAACAUCUCAUGAUUGCUAAUCGAUACUGAAAGACAAAAAGUUAGGAAUAUAAACAUGGGAAAAACAGCUCGGCUCUCUUCUAAGCGUUUAGUUGUAGUUGACAGGAAGUGGUACUUAAAGCAUUUAAUCCUAGUUUACAGGAAAUUGAAAAAAAGAUAUUUUACGUCUGGUUGUGUUUCUUUUGGUUGGUACAGUGCUAAACGCAGGCCGAUGCUAACGCUAACACCUGCUAACGGCUGCAGUGUUUGCACGUUUGUUACUCAUGUUUGCGAGUAAACGUUUUUUUGAUUAUAUUAAUGACUUUGCUAAGAAUAUGAACAAUAAUAGACUGUAAAGUAAUGUUGGGCAGUGUGUAUUUUGAUACUUGAAUGAUUCAGCUUUUAUAUAUAUAUCUGUCUCUCUCUCUCUCUAUAUAUAUAUAUAUAUGUAUGUAUAUGUAUAUGUAUGUAUGUAAGGUUUUUUGUCUUUCUUUCUGUUUUCGAUCAUGAUUUUUGUUUUUAAAGCUCAACAUAUCAGGCCGAGUUGGUGGACAGUUUGGGUCUGAGAUGAAUCUCUCAAAGAGACUCGCUAUGGCGUAUGUAGUACAGAACGAUUGUACAUAACCUUGGGCUUCCAGUCUUUUUUUAUGAUUAUUAUUAUUUUUCAUAAUUGUACAUCUAAUAAAUGAAGAGAUGGUAUCGAAAA